This is a messenger RNA of Punica granatum (pomegranate), 2045 nucleotides long. The record is from RefSeq and is a predicted model, not a curated record. Lineage: Eukaryota; Viridiplantae; Streptophyta; Magnoliopsida; Myrtales; Lythraceae.
CCCGCUCUCGCCCUAUAAAUUUCCACCGCUUCUUGCUAUUUCUCAUAUCGGUCAUCAUCGCUAUCAUCCAUCAGCUGAGCUACGAUCGGUUAUAUAUAUUCACUCCAGUCCAGUGAGGUUUCAAGUCUAUCAAAUUCGUUCAUUCGUUUGGUUCGAUUUUGGGUUUCUGUUUUCUGGGGGGGAAAUAAUCGGAAGAAGAGGAAAAGUUUGAUUCUUCUGUGGAAGAAGAUGGAGAGCGUGACACUGACAGGCUUGUUGAAGAAGGCGGCCUCGGAGUUUCCCGAGCGGAGAGCCAUCUCUGUGUGCGGGAAGUUCGACUUUACGCAUGCCCGGCUGAAUGAGCUCGUCGAGCACGCCGCCUCCCACCUCGUCGCCGCCGGCGUCGGCCCCGGCGACGUUGUCGCCCUCACCUUCCCCAACUCAGUCGAGUUUGUGAUCAUGUUCCUGGCAGUAAUCCGGUGUCGAGCCACAGCCGCUCCACUGAACUCUGCCUAUACGGCGGAGGAGUUCGAGUUCUAUCUCUCUGACUCCGAGUCGAAGCUCCUGUUGACGCCCCAGGGAGGCAACGAUUCCGCCCAAGCCGCCGCCUACAAGCUCAACAUCCCCCAUGUGACCGCCACACUCCCCUCUCCCAAUUCUAAGAUCUCCCUUUCGCCUAGCUCGGAGGCGAAUCUCGAAUCCGUCUCGAAAAUUACCAAUGACCCCGAUGAUGUUGCCCUGUUCCUCCACACAUCAGGCACUACAAGCCGCCCGAAGGGUGUGCCAUUGACUCAACUGAACCUGGCCUCAUCAGUGAAGAACAUUAUGUCGGUUUAUAAGCUCACUCAUACGGACUCGACGGUGGUCGUUCUCCCACUGUUCCAUGUCCAUGGGCUGGUGGCGGGGCUGCUCAGCUCCCUUGGUGCUGGGGCUGCCGUAGCCCUGCCCGCUGCAGGGCGGUUUUCUGCCUCAACUUUUUGGGCUGAUAUGAAAGAGUAUGGUGCCACAUGGUACACUGCGGUCCCAACGAUCCACCAGAUCAUCCUUGACAGGCACCUUAGCAAGCCCGAGCGUUCAUACCCGGAGCUUAGGUUUAUAAGGAGCUGCAGUGCAUCCCUCGCCCCGAGUAUUCUCGAGCGGCUUGAGAAGUGCUUUGGGGCUCCUGUGCUUGAGGCCUAUGCAAUGACAGAGGCAUCCCAUCUGAUGGCUUCGAACCCAUUGCUGGAGGAUGGCCCCCACAAGCCCGGAUCUGUUGGAAAGCCUGUGGGCCAGGAGAUGGCGAUCUUGGAUGGGAAUGGGGUUAUCCAGAAGGAGGGUGUCAGCGGUGAGGUUUGUAUCAGGGGACCCAACGUGACCAAGGGUUACAAGAACAACCCGGAGGCCAACAAGCAGGCAUUCCAAUUCGGUUGGUUCCAUACCGGAGAUCUUGGGUACUUGGACUCUGAUGGAUACUUGCACUUGGUUGGUCGUAUUAAGGAGCUCAUCAACCGUGGAGGUGAGAAGAUAUCACCAAUUGAAGUGGAUGCUGUGCUCAUAUCGCAUCCUGAUGUUGCCCAAGCUGUCGCCUUCGGAGUUCCCGAUGAUAAAUAUGGUGAAGAGAUAAACUGUGCCGUGAUUCCAAGGGAAGAAGUGAAGAUAUCAGAGGGAGAAGUGAUCGAGUUCUGCAAGAAGAACCUUGCGACCUUCAAGGUCCCGAAGAAGGUCUUCACCACCGACUCUCUCCCGAAGACCGCUUCAGGGAAGAUCCAGCGCAGGAUCGUGGCAGAGCACUUCCUCACUCAGAUCUCCACCGCCAAGGUCCCGAAGUUCGGUGCUUAAUCACAAGAUCAAGGCAAAUCAUCUCAUGGUCCCCAAGACUAGGAAUGUAGCACCAAGUGCUUGCUGCUGAAUGAAAUUAUGAAAGUAUUAGUUAGGGGGGUUAUUUGGUCCCUCCUCUAGGGGUUGGGAGCCCAGCAGCUCCAUUCACAGAGCUGGGUAAUGUCGAAAAGGUCGCAUUCAUUUCUUGUGUACAUACGCAAUUAAUGGAAUAUCAAUGGAUUCAUUAGUAUUAAACUCUUUUAUCCCCA